Hibiscus syriacus is the source of this 412-nucleotide messenger RNA. Its product is annotated as soluble inorganic pyrophosphatase 1-like. Gene Ontology annotation, cellular component: cytoplasm. The record is from RefSeq and is a predicted model, not a curated record. Gene Ontology annotation, biological process: phosphate-containing compound metabolic process. NCBI's taxonomy places the organism in Eukaryota, Viridiplantae, Streptophyta, Magnoliopsida, Malvales, Malvaceae. Bases 1 to 354 code for a protein of 117 amino acids. Gene Ontology annotation, molecular function: magnesium ion binding; inorganic diphosphate phosphatase activity. The transcript is spliced from 5 exons.
AUGGAUUGUUUGGUUAUAAUGCAGGAGCCAGUUCUUCCUGGAUGUUUCUUGCGAGCCAGAGCCCUCGGACUUUUGCCCAUGAUCGACCAGGGGGAGAAAGAUGAUAAGAUCAUUGCAGUUUGUGCUGAUGAUCCUGAGUACAAACAUUACACCGGCAUCAAAGAUCUUCCCCCUCACCGUCUCACCGAGAUCAAGGGUUUCUUCGAAGACUACAAGAAAAACGAGAACAAAGAGGUUGCGGUGAAUGACAUUUUACCUUCAAGCACUGCAUAUGAAGCCAUCCAGCAUUCAAUGGACCGGUAUUCCGAGUACCUUCUGCAAACCCUGAGGAAUACUUGGGCUCAAAAAGGCUAAUUUCCAAUGCAUGACCCAUACUAAAUAAACCAUUUUAUUACCAAUAAGAAUUAUUACA